This is a messenger RNA of Colletotrichum higginsianum IMI 349063, 759 nucleotides long. RefSeq lists its product as uncharacterized. NCBI's taxonomy places the organism in Eukaryota, Fungi, Ascomycota, Sordariomycetes, Glomerellales, Glomerellaceae. The coding region runs from base 1 to 759 and encodes 252 amino acids. The record is from RefSeq and is a predicted model, not a curated record. The transcript has 2 exons.
AUGCCAUCGACUUCGAACAGGCACGAAGAGAAGCACUCGCUCCUCAAGGAUGAGACCGAGGACGAUUCCUGCCUCGAAGGCUCCUCUAGGGCACCAUCGGUCGACCAGGAGUCCGGGGCCGUCAACGUAAAGAAAAGCCUACUGUGGCGUUCCAUCGACCCGGCCUGGAAGUCGUGGUCCCUCGUCGUCCCGCCCGUCCUCGUCUACCUCAUCCUCUCCUACCUCGCCUUCUUCCCCUCGUGCGAGACAUGCCCGAAGAAGAUGGACAUGUCGGGCUACGUCUGCGCCCCGAACGGCGCCCUGCCCCAGAUCGCCCGCGAGCGGAACUGCGAGUUCGACACCAUGUCGUUCAAGUGGUGGCCCAAGGAGCCGACGACGCACAAGGACAACGUCGCCCUGGUCAACGAGUUCCACGCCGAAGGGCCAUGGCACCGGUACUACGACAAGGGCGGCAAGCACGAGAUACCGCCCACGACCGAGGUCCUGACCGCCGGCUGGGUGUCGAGGAGGGAGCACACCUUCCACUGCAUGUACACCUUGCGGCAGACGCAUCUCUGGAUCACCCUGGGCUACGACCCGCCCUUCAACUACACCCACACCAUCCACUGCACCAAGUACCUGAUGGACACCAUUCUGGAGAACCCGCCAAAGGACUUUGAUGAACUAAAUGUGCACGGAACGCCGUGGCCAGAGCAUCCAGCCAUUGUUAAGCCUUACUAUCCCUGCAAGCAAGAAGGUCUCAGCUGCGAAUCCUGGUGA